Solenopsis invicta (red fire ant) is the source of this 3838-nucleotide messenger RNA. RefSeq names its product deubiquitinase OTUD6B. The record is from RefSeq and is a predicted model, not a curated record. Gene Ontology annotation, biological process: protein deubiquitination. Bases 1215 to 2096 code for a protein of 293 amino acids. The transcript is spliced from 4 exons. Lineage: Eukaryota; Metazoa; Arthropoda; Insecta; Hymenoptera; Formicidae. Gene Ontology annotation, molecular function: cysteine-type deubiquitinase activity.
GAAGCGUCGCGGCGCAUUUCAACUCGCAUCCUCGUCGUCCCGUACGAGUCUUUGACACGAGCGAGUGUUUCGAGAGUUUCGUGGAGUGUCGGAAGUGAAGUAAAUUGUCGGGCGUUCGUGCCAACAUUCGUCGUCAGUCGAAUGCGAUGUAUUGUGCGAAGUUGUGUCGCGUUUAAUCGUGUUUUGCAUCUUCUCCGCUGCCUCAUAUCCCGAGUUCCCGACGCAGAAAGAUUAUUGCAAGGAGCAAGUGCAAAUUUUGCGAAGAAAAUGCAGGCUCAAGCUGAAGAAAAAUAUAUUGAUUACUUUAGAUUGCCACCUCAAUUAUUUGAUUUUACUAAAAUUAGUCGAACCUGUUAUUAUCAAAGAACAAAAUAAUUCGUGAUCCCAUUUCGCCUGAAACUUGACUACACAUAACACUGCGGUUUUUAGCAUCAAGAGAUAGCAUGAAAUCGAUAUCGUAAUGAUAAUUAUUUGAUGAAUUAGUAAAAUUAAUAAAUAAUUAAUUAAUUAAUUAAAUAUUUUGUUUUUCUUCCUGACAACACGUGAAAAACGAAUACAUGCGCAAAAGUUAUUCCGCUGAAAACUGAAAAAGAAAACGGCGGAAUCGACGGAACAAAGUCGCUACCAAUCACAAACGUUCCACAGUUCCGUCAAUCUCAUGUAAGCGCACCCUCACUCAUUUAUCUGGAGGCAUGUAAAAUAAAAAAUACAUUUCCAUGCAAAAAUAUUUCUUUGUUAUUUCAUAAACUUAAUUUACUAAAAUAUUAAAUUUAUUUGAUAUCAUAACUGUUUUUAGUAAUGUAAGUUCAAAAAAUUACGACAUUCUAUUUAAUGUAAUGUAAAUAUAUACAAUUUUGUAGCAUUCUUAAAUUUGCGUAGAAUUUUUUUCAUGAGGGUAACUUUUCAAUUUCAUUAUACCAUGGUUACGAGUUAGUACUGGUUGUUAGUACGCGUAUCAAGACUAUCAAGAGCUCGUGGUUCGGUGUAAAUUAGGCCAUUCAUUCAUGACGCAUCAUCCCUGCAAGAUCGCUGACGUACAACGACUAUUGGUUAACACACGUUGAUUUUUGUCAUGUGGCACGUUCCCUCUUCGCUUCUGCCUGUAUUCUAGCGAAUGACGAAACGCGACUCAGCAACAACGUGGUACGUGUGAACGUGUUCUUGCGAUCAGAAUUUUGCUCACGGCAGGCCGUAGAGGUUAUAUUUAAAUUACGAUGGCAGAGGCGGCGUUAACAGAGGAAGAGCUGAUGCAAAAGCACAAGAAGGAACGCAAAGAAUUGCAAGCGCAAAUACAGAUCCUGAAGAAAUCCAUCUGUAAAGGUGACAAGAAAAAAAAGAAAGAGAUUACGGAAGAAAUAGGGCGCUUAGAGGAGAACUUGGAGAAACGCCAAGUGGAGGAGGUGAACACAUGGCGACUUGCUCAUGUUACAUUGAACGACAAGCAGACGGAGCCCGCGGAAGCGAGCGAAGAAGUUAGUACAGACAAUUGCUCAGAUCAGUCGUCACACAGGGUUUCCAAAGCGCAGAAGAGACGAGAGAAGAAAGCGAUCGCGGAGAAGGAGCGCAAUCAGCGGAUCAUUGAGCAGGAAGCUCUUAACGUUUUUGGCAAAAGGAAUGUUGAGAUAGAAGCCAUAAAGAAGAUCCUUUCUGAGCGAGACUUGAUGAUCUACGAAAUUCCUAGCGACGGCCACUGUUUAUAUAAUGCCGUGGCACAUCAGCUUAAAAUAAAUGGAGAGACGCCUCUUAGCCUGCACGAUCUCAGAACAAAGACUGCUGACUAUUUGAGAGAAAACAUGAAUGACUUCUUGCCAUUUCUCUCCAAUCCUGAUUCUGAUGAUGUAUUGACUCCCGAGGAGUAUGAAAAGUACUGCAACGACGUAGCUGAGACAAGUGCUUGGGGUGGUGCUGUUGAGCUACAAGUUCUAUCACGUAUACUAAAAUGUCCAAUCGAAGUUAUACAAGCUGUGGGGGCUCCCUACAUCAUUGGAGAUGACAGUAAUGGCAAAAAGGUGAUACUGACUUAUCAUCGUCAUAUGUACGAGUUAGGUGCUCAUUACAAUUCUGUUACAAAACAUGUUCAAGAUGAGGAGAGUUGAUAAAGGUCUGCUUUAGAAUUUAUUUCUAUUUCAUUACAACAGUCUUCAACUUUUCUUACUGAUCAAUGUAUUAAUUGAGAUGAAUUAAGCAUGUUUCAAUUUACAAACAUGUUUUUGCCCAGUCAAUAAAAUUAAUUUAUUUCACGUGAAAAAUUUAAUAUAAAUUUUCAAGUAGUAUAAAAUAAUAUUAUCGAUAAAUAUACAGUCAAAUAUUGAUAAAGCUGCCAGUGAAGAAUAUUUAAGCUUCCAAUGAGAAUUGUAUUUCUAAACUUUACAUUAUUGUGAUGACUACUAAUCAUAAAAUGUUUAUAAAUGAAAUUCUUCAAAUGUGUGUAGAGACUGUUAAAGAACUAAAUGUAAAAUGCAUGUAAUAAAUUUUUUAUAAAUUAAUAAUCAGUUACACUAAAUAAUAUACACAAUAAGUUACACUAAAUGCAUAAUGAAAAUAUAAUAAAAUAUAUUAUUGGACAGAUGUAAUGUUAAUAGUUACACACAUUUUAGGAAUUCUUUUUUACAGUCAUUAGUUAGUUAAAAAUAUAAAAUACAUAUCAAUGAAUCAUCAGUAAACCAAUAUUUUCUUGUUCAUUUCAAUUAGUUUACUGAGUUGUGGCACAUUGAGUGCACAUUUAGAGCUAAACAUGACUGAAAGUUCUAUAUAAAUUCUACUAAAAUAAUAGAUUUGCUGUAGAUUCAUGUGGUAUAUUUUUAUCACAUUUAAUAAAUAUAAUUAUAUCUUGAAGUUUUAUAUAUUACAAAAGUAUGUUUUAGUAUCAUAUCAAAACUUGGUAUUUGAUAGAUUAUGUAAACGGUUAGCAUAUCAUGCACUAUUGUGUGUGAUCUUCCUAUAUUAAAUGGGCUUCAAGUUAUAUUUAGCGUUAGACGUGAGUCGAGAAUGUGGACUGUAUGGACGUUUAGAUAUAUUUACUCAAAUGUAUUAGUACAGGUUAUUAUAAAUACUUCGGCGGGUUACAUGCGAGUUGAUAGAGCCCUUGUGUUGUUACAGUAAUUAAAUUUAUAUAGAAUUAUAUUUAUUUUUCAAAUAAAUAUCAGACAAUAUAAACAUGCUGCCAGCAAAUAUGCUAAUACUUAUUAUUAAGAUUCGAUGUUCUUUGGCUUGUUCAAAGAGAUUGAAGUAUAUGUUAUUCUCUUAUUGAGUAUACUAUUUCGUGUUCAUUGUUAUAACAGUCACGUUUUGACUCAAGCGGUUAUCAAAUGUACACAUACGAGAAAUGUCUGAGAUUGCGUUUUUCAAAACUGUACUCGGACAGUGGAAUAAAUUAACGAUGUGAUUUGAUUUGAGAAAGGAUAAGACUGUGUGUGUGUGAGGAUACUUCUUUAUCAUUUUAACUCAUGAGAAUUAACUUUGGUCUUUAACUUUUCGAACAGGCUCUUCAACUAUGUAGCUUAGUAAUUCGUAUUGUGAAGCGAUUCAGUAAAGCAUCUUGGAGUCUUAAAUGCCGAGUACAAGAGUGUUCCUUAAUUUAUAAAAAUUUAUAUAGUCUCUUAACAAUAAUUUGGACCAUCUUGUGAUUUGAUCGUUUAUCCAUAUAAUAAAAUGAUAAAUGAGAAAGAUAAAUAUAAAUGAUUUAUAAUUACGGUGAUAAGACACAUUAAGGGAUACUCUUAUAUAUAUAUAUAUAUAAUGACAUUGUUCUUGUUUUUGUGAUUUUUGUAAAAUAUAUUUGAUUAUAUGUAAUGGAUGUUGUAGUCGGGUAUCAAAUAAAUACAUUAUGUAUAAGAAA